Tetrahymena thermophila SB210 is the source of this 558-nucleotide messenger RNA. RefSeq lists its product as hypothetical. NCBI's taxonomy places the organism in Eukaryota, Ciliophora, Oligohymenophorea, Hymenostomatida, Tetrahymenidae. The transcript is spliced from 2 exons. The record is from RefSeq and is a predicted model, not a curated record.
AUGAAAAAUUAUCUCAUCUAAAUAAUAACAGAUGAAGAAAAAGAUCUAUUAGAUUUAGAAAUAUAUGAAAAAUUUCAUUUUUUAAAAGAAGAAAAAUAAAUCUUUAACAAAUGUGCUCAAUCAUUCUGUGAUUAAUAUACUGAUAGUACAAACGAAGAUGAGUAAACUGAAUGUUCAAGUCUAGAAAAUUAAUCAGAUCUGUCAAAUAAUUAAUCUAAUAGUUCGAACGAAAUUGAGUAAACUAAAAGCCCUAAAUCUAAAGCAUAAUCCAGAAUGUUGACUUCAUCAAAUAUAAAUUUUGAUAGUACAUUUGAAAAUGCAAAUGAUAAAAGUCCUAAUCUUUAAUCAUAACAAUUUGAAGAUUCACCAAAUAAAUAUGCAGAUGAAUUCCCUGAAGAUGAGAUUUUUAGAUGUUCUAUAAAAAGUCGUAAAAUAAAAAUCUCUUAAGAUUCACCAAAAAAUGAAAAAGUAAUUUUUUAUGUUGUUUACUUUAAAUAAUUCUUUAUCAUUUCGCUUAUUCCUCAAAACCUAAAGAAUGACAUAUAUUUUUUAUACUGA